AUGAGUAAAGGAGAGGUGGUAAUUCUGAAUGUUGGUGGGAUGAAGUUCACUACCUUUACUGCCACGCUUAAGAGAUAUCAAGACUCCAAGUUGGCAAGAAUGUUGGAAGGAGGUGACCCUGACUUCCGAGUGGUCAACGGGCAGCUUUUUGUAGACCGGGAUGGCAGUUUAUUUCGGUAUGUCCUGGACUUCCUGAGGACCCGUCAGAUCACUCUUCCUCCAGAAUUCUCAGAUUAUGACAGCCUGAUGAGGGAGGCAGAUUUUUACCACCUACCAAUUUUGGUUGAUCUCCUCAACCAGGAUCGACUUAAGCAGAGGCUCGAGAUUCUGGAGGUGAGGUUCUCUCUCCAGGAAACCUAUUCUUUUUUCCGAAUCUUCUGUUCCUGCAAUAGCACCAUUGAAACAUUAGCCGGUCGCAUUACAGUGUCUGCAGAGCAGCCUGGCCAAAACUGGAACUAUUCUCUCUCGGCUAACAGACUCUUGGUUCCAAAUCCAUUGCAGAGACCUUCUCACCACGAUCUGGUCUUCCAGUGUGGAACUGACUAUUCAGCUGGGGAUGAGUUCUCAACAAGGUACGUGUCCAUUCAACCUGAUCAAAGAAAACUUAUCAAUGGUAGCAAUGUCCUGGGAUUACUUGUGGACACUUUGUUGAGAGAAGGGUUCCGUCUUAUAAGCACCCGGACAGUUUCGCCCAAGGAGAAGAUUGAAUGCUACACGUUUGAACGAACCAGGAAAAAUGAACUUGUCAGCACGUCAGUUGAACAAGAAGGAGCAAAUGCAAAUGCAGCACAUUUUAAGGCAGAAAAAUUACAGUUCAAAAGGAAGUAACAGAUUGCACCAUUUAAGAACUUAUUAAUGCGUUGGAAAACAAAUGGAAAACUGUACAGCAGCAGCAGCCUAUCAUCUUGG
This is a messenger RNA of Carcharodon carcharias (great white shark), 909 nucleotides long. RefSeq names its product putative potassium channel regulatory protein. NCBI's taxonomy places the organism in Eukaryota, Metazoa, Chordata, Chondrichthyes, Lamniformes, Lamnidae. The transcript is spliced from 2 exons. Gene Ontology annotation, biological process: protein homooligomerization; negative regulation of delayed rectifier potassium channel activity. Gene Ontology annotation, molecular function: protein binding. Gene Ontology annotation, cellular component: endoplasmic reticulum. The record is from RefSeq and is a predicted model, not a curated record. Bases 1 to 828 code for a protein of 275 amino acids.